GCAAGUUCAACUCACGCAGUCUUGUGGCCGCAUCCCUCACAUCUCAUGCACAAGCAAGCAAGCUCUGGUCGUGCAGUACAGUGUUCCAGCUUCCGUCCGAAUCCAUCGCUUGAGAAUCAGAAAGGAGGAGAUCUCGCAAAUAUGGCAAUGAAGAAGGUUCUCAUCGCGUUCUUGGCCAUGGUGUGUUUGGCCGCCACCGUUAGUGCUCAGUUCGACACGGCUAUCUGUGGACCCUAUACCGAAGACAGCCCCCUGAUUGAGGAUGUCAAAGUAGCAGUCGACUGGAUCAGAACUAUUAGCAACGCUGAAUGUUGUCAGACGUCGUCACGACAAUGUACCACACUUUACUCUUACAAUUCCACGGACCUUGAUUUGUGCGGACAGUUCGACACCUGCAUCGGCUGCAACUUGCCUGCCGGCGCAUACUACGACGAGAUAUUGGCUCAGUGCGUGAGUUUGUUGCCCAGUGGCCAACGCGUGGUGCACGGAUAUAUCGAGAAAGCAGAGUCGAACGGUGACACCUUCAAAUACGUCAUUGAGCCUCGAAAAUGCAUGCCAACGAGCUACCAGAACAAAAUCAUCAAGCAGAUUGUGAACUGAAAGCGUCUUCCCGUGCAUGCUAGGAGCACUAUCAAUAAGAAGAUACAAGCUGCUGCUGCUGCUGCGUGGCGGCUUUGAUCAUAGCAUGCAAGAAGUUUUAUAAAUAUGUUUCCACUGGUCCUGGCUGAAACCUCGGUCUUGUACCAAGUGUUUGUCGUAGUUUGUGUGUGACCAUGGACCCAUGGCAAGCUAGCUAUAUCCAUAUCUGCGAGAUACGGAUACUAAAGUAGCUGGAUAUGCCGUGAUAGUGACCAACUGCGAGCUUGUCUUUGCCAUCUAAUAAAGUAUCGUUUUUCC
This is a messenger RNA of Marchantia polymorpha subsp. ruderalis, 897 nucleotides long. The record is from the annotation of a GenBank genome assembly. Lineage: Eukaryota; Viridiplantae; Streptophyta; Marchantiopsida; Marchantiales; Marchantiaceae.